Molecule: messenger RNA, 3356 nt
Organism: Onychostoma macrolepis
Lineage: Eukaryota; Metazoa; Chordata; Actinopteri; Cypriniformes; Cyprinidae
Product: olfactomedin-4-like
Exons: 4
Coding region: 84-1646 (520 amino acids)
Biological process (GO): signal transduction
Source: RefSeq, a predicted model, not a curated record
UCAAUUCGUAAUUUUUUUGUGUGUCAGCAGAAACUGAUGCAAAACUUCUUUAUAUAUAAAGCUACAGGAUAGCAACCUGUAAUAUGUCCAACAUGAGUCAAUCACACAUUUUCAUUUUGAUGGUCGUCAUUCCUCUCAUUUUCUCACAGGUAAAAUGUAACUUUUCAGUAUCAUUUUAUUAUUUUUAUUUUACAUUAUUUCUAACAUCAUGUUUAAUGUCAGUGUUUAUUAAAUAUACUAUAUAUAUAUAUUGUCAUUUUUAUGGUGUAAUUUUGCUUGUAUGUUGGAUUUAUUUAUGCCCUGUUAUUUCAUCUCCACAGUCAGCGAGAACGAAGGACUGUGUAUGUGAGCUAGAAAAUUCUGAUCCUGCUUUCCCUGAGAAUAAACUAAAUAACGUUGAGUUCACUGCUAUUCAAUGCACUAGGAACGUCACUUCAGAAAAGAUGACAGAGGUUGACAGGCUGGUGUUGGGUCUACAACACCGUAUCCGGCAGCUUCUUGAAAAUGUAUCCAUGCUGGAAAAAGAAGACAAUGGAAAUCUGUAUGCAGCCGUGUCUCUACGCAUUAUUGAAUUAGAGUUUGCCGAGAUUGAAGACCUUCUAGACAAACUCAACAGAACCACUGACAGUUACCAGCAGCAAAGUUUACAGACUGCUGCAGAGUUUCAGGACAUGACAAAAACUAUGGCUGAGCUGGAGAAGUUUGAUCACUUGCAGGUGAUGGCGAAAGAGCGUGAGAACGAGAUCAUUAAGAAGGACCUGGAACAGUGCAAAGAAGAGCUCAACAGUACAUCACCAGCCCCAACACUUUCCCCAGGUUACUGUGGCUUGGGCCACAUGGUCAAUGUAUCAGGACCAAAAACGUAUUCCCUUACAGAGUACGGAACGUCCUACCCUUAUGGUGCUUGCGGUCGAGAUGCAAAUCCUGCUCUGGGAGACGAGAACAAGUACUGGCUGGUGGUGCUGACAAGUAGUAAUGCAUACAGCAACUUUAUCCGCCAGUACAAUAGUUUGAGUACUAUUAUAUUAGGUAUAGAUUCAAAAGAUGCAUACAUAUCAAGCUCCAAUCCCACAACAAACACAAUUCAGGGGCCAAACAUGGUCAUGUAUGGUAAUGUGCUCUACUAUAACUGUUACUAUACUUACUCCGUCUGUCAGUUCAACUUGACAACUGAAUCUGUCAGUACUGUGGCUUUACCUAGUGAUACAGGUUACAACAGCAAGUUUCCAUUCGCACACCUCGGCACAACAUACAGCUAUACUGAUUUGGAUUUUGCCACAGAUGAAUCAGGCGUUUAUGUCAUAUAUGCAACCACAAGCAACUUUGGAAAUGUGGUUAUCAGUAAAAUCGAGACUAGUAACCCGCCAGUUUUGGGCCAAACAUGGUUCACUUCUCUUCACAAAAUGACUGCCACAAACACCUUCAUGGUGUGCGGUGUGCUUUAUGCUACUCGUUACCUGGAUGAGGAAACGGAACAGAUCUUUUACUCUUAUGACACCAAAACAAACAAAGAGCGAUAUGAUUUUAAAUUUAAUAUCAAGAAGAGACAGACUAAUAUUCAGUUUCUUAACUAUGACCCCAGAGAUCAUUUACUGUAUGUCUACAGUGAUGCCUACAUUUUAACUUACGAGCUCGUCUUUCAGUAAGUCUCUAUUUAACUACAUCCGAUUUCACAUACUGUCUGCACUAAAUAGUAUGCAAUAUUAGAACUGCUGCAUUGCAAAUGAUUUUUAUGUUGAAAACAGUAUCAAAAAGGUACACAGACAGUAGAUAUUAGAUUUUCAAAGUGUGCAAGGUUUUUAAACAUACCAGGUAAUGAACCCAAAUGAAUUUAGGAUAAUGAAUUAAGCUAGAUUUAUGGUGACCAUAUGUGCCAUUUUUCCCGGACGCGUCCUGGGCAGGAUUUCUAUAUUGCCUAAAAUAUCUAGGUUUUGGCUUUGUUUGCGUGUGCAGACCGAUCGGUAUCAUCGGACAUCAAAGUACCAUACAGAUUGUUCCAUAUGCGUUCAAAACGCUCUCAGGGUACUUUGAUGUCAAACACUGAUCGGUCUGAGCCACGCUGCUUUUAAGUCGAACACACCUAAUAUGUAUACGUAAUUGCAUACCUAUGUAUACCUCUUUGACCGUAGAUCCCACCUUCUCACACACACCAUGAUUGGUUCAUUAUGUACAAUGCCUGCAUGUUAUUGGUCAAACUACUUUUCAAUCAUUACCUUCAGCAAGCAUGAAAACAGGAAAACAAAGCCAAAACAAAUCCUGGCAAGGACGUGUCCGGGAAAAAUGGCACAUAUGGUCACCCUAGUUUAAAUCUAUUAACUCAAAGUUAACUUUAAAGGUGGGGUAAGUGAUUUCUGGUAGCCAAUGUUGAUAUUUCAAAUCACCAAAACAAACAUGCCCCUACCCCAAAAGGGUCUCGCCCUAUUUUGAUAGCUCUGCCACACACAUACAUAUGCACCCCAGGUAACGAUUAGUUCUGUGAAACAGCAAAACCAAUGUUACUCACCUAUCGAGAAGAAACAAAGCAUCCUCGGCGUCCAAUCACAGGCCUUCCCACUCCUUGAGUUCUCUCCAGCGCUGGAAAGCUGAUCCGAUAUUUACACGGGUUCUACUUCUUGCCUUAUCGUAACACCGUGUCUACACUGGACGCGAGUGGCACGGUGUAACAAAAUACUAUAGAACUCAUUAUAAUACCUAUUACUAAAUAAUAGGUAUUACCUAUUACUAAAAUACCUUCCUAUUUAUGAGGUAUUGACACAAAUUUCAAAUGAUUUUCAACGGUCGAUUUGUCGCGUCCAGUGUAGACAGACUUUAACUGUUGCGGCGUUGUCGCGUCCAGUGUAGACACGGUGUAAGCCUUCUUUUGUUCCGCAGACAUUUUCCUCUUUUGUUUUUUAUCCGCCAUCUCUAUCUUUCUGUUGUCGCUCGGCUCGGCCAAUGUCCAUCAUGUGCACUGAGCGUUCUCUCCUCCGCAUCAUGAGUAGACACUCCCCUUACUGCUGAUUGACUACAAGUUUGUUUUGGUACUCGGCCCGACAUUUCUAAAGCGUUUUUGAAAAAAUACACACCCCACCUUUAAGAUUUUUAGACAUGGAAAAACAUGAUUUAAGACAUGCUUACAUGCUAACAUAAAAAAGGGGUCUGUGGUAUCAGAACAGUUAUAGUGUAUCAUGUCCAAUUGCUAGUUUCCUAUCUUUAAAUAUUUCCAAAUUUUGUAUUUACAAUAUUUACCAUCACCAGUUAAGUAUGUUCAUUUACUGUAAAUAAAUAUGAUUUUACAUGUUUCGAAUGCCAAGACUGGUUGCUUUGUGGAGGAAAAUCAUGUGUUUAUAUUAGUGCUGUCAAAUGAUUAAUCGUGA